GCUCAUAAACGGGAAGAAAAAGAGAGAAAUGUCAGUUUCACAACACAAAAUUACUCCAAAAUUUCUCAAACCCUAAUUUUCUCUCCCGAUCUCUAGUUCAGGGCGAAGGAGAAGAACAUGGCUAUGGCUGAUGUGGUGAAGUCUUGUUUGGAUUCUAUUCGACAAAUAUCGGAGGAAGUAGAAGGUGCAGUAAUUUACCUGGAUGCUGGUUGCACAGAAGCCUUUCAGUUUAUUGGAGCGGUUCCAUUGUUGUUGGAACUUGGAGCUUGCGCAGUUUGCAGUCUUGAAAACGCAUCUGCUCUUGAUGCUGUGGUCGACUGGAACUCAAAUGCCAAGAAUGCAAAGAAAAUGGUGGUCAUCACAUCACGUCUUUUAAGCGACGCACAUCGGUAUAUUCUUCGCUGCCUGAGCAUGCAUCAAGCUAUUCUUCAUUGCACCAUCUUUACAUCUAUCUCAGAGGUAGCUCACUCAACGUAUCCUGACUCGCCAUUAGGACCAGAUGCCUUCCGUGAAUAUGAAUCCUUACUUCUCCAAGAUUAUGAGGAGCUUGUUAGAAAGUGUGAGAUAGAGAAGAAAAGUUUAUCUCGACCCAGUGUCUUUGGACGAUCAGAAGCAAGCAUCCUCGGUGAAAAUUUAGCAUCAGAAGAUGAAGGUUGGUCAAAAUUUAGUCCGAGCGAAGAAGAAAUCCCUCGCACACCUCGUACACCAAGAGAAAAUUUGGAUGAACCAAACUCACUGGUUACCAAAAGAGACGGUUUGCUUCGAGUCGAUAUAUCUGUUAACCACUUCCCUAUGGUUUUAUGCCCUCUAUCUCCGAGAGUGUUUGUCUUACCUUCAGAGGGAACAAUCGCAGAAGCAUGCUUAUCAUCUGAACAUGAAGAUUUUCUUGGUCCUGGAUUGCCUUCCAUAAGUACUGGAGUGCCUUCUGAUGGCGAGGACACUCCACCUGGAGCAAUCCUUACCGCUCAUCUACUUUACCAUCUUGCUGCGAAGAUGGAUUUGAAAAUGGAGAUAUUUUCUCUAGGUGACUUGUCGAAAACCAUUGGGAAGAUUAUGAUGGACAUGUCAAGUCUUUAUGAUGUUGGCAGACGAAAAAGAUCAGCAGGUUUAUUACUUAUUGACCGUACGCUCGAUUUGCUUACCCCAUGCUGUCAUGGUGACUCACUUGUUGAUCGUAUUUUCUCAUCUCUGCCUCGUAGGCAAAGAUCAUCUUCUUCUUCUGUAAACCAAAAUAAGCAUGGCCCUGGCACGAUACAACGUGCUCCGCUAGAUGCUCAGAUACCACUUGGAAAACUUUACACCAAAGAAGAACCUGCCAUUUGGCCGAUAGAAGGAAUUGAGGCUUUUUUAAGUGGUUGGAGUUCAAAUGAACCUUCAAGUCCAAUCCCUGUUCCUACUGAUAGAAGCACAAUUUCUGGCGAAACUUCUGCACAAUCUGAAAUUGGAUCACUUAGUGGGUCGUUUGUAACAACUGAAAAUCAUCGUGGAGCAGAAUAUUUAGAAGCAUUAAUGGAUAGAAGAACAAAAGAUGCGGCAAUACUGAUAAAGAAAUGGCUCCAGGAAACAAUGCGACGAGAAAAAGUGUCUGUCAAUGUGAGAACUCGCACAAGCUUUCCGGCGGCAUCAGAGUUGCAGUCUAUGGCGAAAGCUGUGGCAAAGGAUCAGUCAUCUUUAUUGAGGAACAAAGGGAUUAUUCAACUAGCUAUAGCUGCGGCACAUUCCUUAAGUGAACCUCAUACUUCUCAUUGGGAUGCAUUUGUCAGCGCUGAGAAAAUAUUGAACGCAAGUUGUGGAGAUACUAGCCAAACUCUUUCUGCCCAAAUCCGGGAUCUCAUCAAUACGAGUGUUUUGGUCAAAACGCUAGAUCAGAAAGAGCAGAGUAAGGAAUCUUCUCAGGGUCUUCUAUCUUUCCGAGAUGCUCUUCUCCUUGCAAUCACGGGAUAUAUCUUGGCUGGUGAAAAUUUUCCGACAUCCGGGUCUGAUGGUCCUUUUUCUUGGGAAGAGGAUCAUUUUUUGAAGGAAGCUAUAGUGGAUGCACUACUUGAGAAUCCAUCAGGUGCAAGGUUGAAAUUUUUCCAUGGCAUGGAGGAAGUUCUUGAAGCUAAUUUAAACAAGCACAAGUCUGAAAAAUCUAAAGAAAAUUCUUCCAAUCAGUCCACAUUGGAGGACUUCGAUGACGAUCAAUGGGGUAACUGGGGUGAUGAAGAUGCAGAAAGUAACAACGAACAAGUGUACGGUGAUAUGCAACUCAAGUUGGAAUUGCGUGAUAGGGUGGACAAUCUUUUCAAAUUCUUUCACAAAUUAUCCAGUCUAAAAACGAAAAAUGUAACACUCAGAAAUGGACCACUGGGAUUAGAAAGCAGCUAUGGAGGGGAUCCUUAUAUGGGCAAAGGAUUGCUUUAUAAACUUCUCACCAUGGUUCUUGGCAAGUAUGAAGUACCUGGAUUGGAGUACCAUUCAUCUGCAGUCACAAGGCUUUUUAAAAGCGGAUUUGGUAGAUUUGGCCUUGGACAGGCAAAACCGAGUCUCGGUGGCCAAAGUGUUAUUCUGGUUUUUGUAGUUGGUGGAAUCAACUGUCACGAGGUCCUUGAAGCGCGGGAAGCAUUGUCACAGAGUGGAAGACCAGAUGUUGAGUUGAUCAUCGGUGGUACGACUCUUUUAACUCCAAAUGAUAUGCUUGAUUUACUAUUGGGAUCCUAACUAAAUUUAGUUCCUAGUGCUUACUAACAUUCUCCGAGUAAAAAAGAAAAUUGAGUUGCUAGAAGUUUUGGAUAGAAAUUCAACGGUGUGUUUUUAUAUGCCUUAUGCAAUUGUCCUUGUAACAAAUGUGAUAUAAUAUUUCAUGGGUAAAUAGAGUGAACAAAGGUUGGCUAUCUUUAAACCUUUUAUUACAUGAAUGUUACAGUUGAAAUUAGCUUUUUGUAACGAGGGUGAUCCAGCCCUUGGAUCAUCUCCAUGGGUUGGUAAUUGAGCUCUGUAAUGAAAUAAAUACAUACGCUUGACCUUUUCUUUUUAA
Molecule: messenger RNA, 3016 nt
Organism: Papaver somniferum (opium poppy)
Lineage: Eukaryota; Viridiplantae; Streptophyta; Magnoliopsida; Ranunculales; Papaveraceae
Product: sec1 family domain-containing protein MIP3-like
Exons: 8
Coding region: 118-2700 (860 amino acids)
Biological process (GO): intracellular protein transport; vesicle-mediated transport
Source: RefSeq, a predicted model, not a curated record